AUGUAGAUUCUUUUGUUAAUGUUACAAUUGAGAGUAUUACUUUUAUCAUGCAGCCUUAUGACGAGUGCACAAGUGUUUGAAGUAAGGAAACACAUGGUAUUCUACGACACAUACGUCUAUUUUUAAGCGUACUUAACUUUGAAGUCAUACCGGAAGUUCCCAAAUACCAUACGAAGUGACUCUUAGCUUGAAUCGAAAUCUGGUGUAAAAGUUGAGCCUUUUUGUGGUUCUGACCAGGGUACCGGCGGUGAGAAUUAAUUUUUAUUUAGAACCCGCAUUCUUAUAAAUCGACGUAACCUGCCGGUACACUCUCUCAUAGACUGUCACACCCGGAAAGUGUGAGUUUGCUAGCGGUUUUCUACUUUUAGGCCUGCUGAAAACACAGUUAAGCUAACGAUAAAUAGCUACUAUGCCAGGAGAAGAAAUCUCUCGUUUUCUGGUCUCAUCUAGACCCGGGUCGUCGUUUCUCUGAUACCAUUAAAACACCAUACAGGCAAAGAGACUUUCAAUUUGUCGCUCACCUGUCAAUGCUUCGAACAAUUUGUAUACAUUAUUGAACACCAGCAUUUUAGCUCCAGCUUGAUAGCUUGCGAGGCAUGGCGGACAGCAUUGGAGAUACGUCAACCGGUGAUACACAUGGCCCUGGUGUUACCGGACAAAGCGUCGGAUCUUCACCCCUGCAGACUUUGGCAAACUCUUUGACGGGUGCACCUCUCAGCGCCAAUACGGGUUCGUCUUCUGAGGGUGACCAGAGUGGCCUCAGCCCCGAUGGAUCUCCAAAUGAUGGUCUCCCGGCUACCCAGACGGACUUUUGGAACGCGUUUGUCUUAUCUCAACCGGUCGUGUCCGUAUCACCGAACAUGCACACCUCUUCACCCGCUCAGAGUGUUGGGCAAGCCGUCGCCGGAGUGGCCGGACCAGGCCCCCUAACACAGGUCUACGCCGCUUCCUGGGACCCGACCCGGAGUACUGACUGGGACAACGAAAAAACCUCGCAGCCAGCUAUUUUAAGGAUCAAGAGGGAUAUUAUGUCUAUCUACAAGGAACCUCCACCAGGGAUGUUUGUCGUCCCAGAUCCUCAAGACAUGACCAAGAUCCAUGCACUAAUCAUAGGGCCAUUUGAUACACCAUAUGAGGGCGGUUUCUUCCUAUUCCUGUUUCGAUGCCCUCCGGACUACCCGAUCCACCCGCCACGGGUCAAGCUCAUCACCACUGGUCAGAACAGUGUCCGGUUCAAUCCCAAUUUUUACCGCAAUGGCAAAGUCUGCCUCAGCAUCCUUGGAACAUGGACAGGACCAGCAUGGAGUCCGGCGCAGAGCAUCUCCUCUGUCCUCCUUUCAAUUCAGUCUCUGAUGACGGAGAAACCUUAUCACAAUGAACCUGGAUUUGAACAGGAGCGACAUCCAGGGGACAGCAAGAACUAUAACGAGUGUAUCCGCCAUGAAACAAUGAGGGUAGCUGUGUGUGACAUGCUGGAGGGCAAAGUUAACUGUCCUGAAGCUUUGUGGAGCGUAAUGGAGAAGUCCUUCCUUGAAUUCUUUGAAUUCUAUGAGGGAGUAUGUAAAGCGAGGCUGCAUCUACAGGGACAAAACAUGAAGGACCCAUUUGGAGAAAAGCGUGGUCGUUUUGACUAUCAGCGCUUGCAGACUCGACUCAGCGCCAUCCAUCGACGAAUACGAGAGAAACGUGUGAUGAGUGAUCCCAAUGAUGACGACUCUAACUCUGAAACCAGCUCCUCUGAAACGGACCCUGACAGCCAGGGUAGCAUCCAGCCAUGACUUCGUUCGACAGGCCGAGAAGAGAGGACUUUUUUUUUUGUUGUUGUUGUUUCUUUUUUUGCUUCAAGAAACAAAAAAAUGUUGAAUGAAAUAUUUCAUAUCCCAUGUUUUUUUGUUUUGUUUUGUUUUUUGAGGGGGAAAAAAAAGUGAUGGCGUUGCUCUCCAGAAAGUGACUAUGCUGCAGCAAGAGAACUCAACACUAUUCAGGAGUCAAACACUGGCAGAUUUACAAUGUAGCUGUGGAAUUGGGCUGCUUUUGUAGCUAACCAGCUGUUUGAAUUCAUGUUUGGACUGGAAGAGGCUGUGCAGAUAUGUAGUACGUUAUGAGAUUAAACAUUCCCUUGUACUUUUAAAAAAAAAAAUAUGAAAAUGACUUUUAAAAACAUCAAUUGAAAUUGGUAAAAUAAAUAGCAGGCUGUCAUUUGAUGAUGUCCUUCCUAUGUACGUUUUUAUUUUCAACUUCGCUGAGGGAAAUGGAGGGCACUUGAUACUUUGCAGUCAUUAGAUUUGGGUAUUACAGGACAAGUUUAUAGUGAGUCGGUAUUGGUAAAAGUAGCGCAGUUCAUGAUCGGCUCUCGAACAUUUCCAAUAUUUGUCAAGAAACUUCAGAGUUCUUCCCAAGACGAAGUUCUGUACACUUCAUAACACACUGCAAAUGUUGAUGCUCUUCCUGUUUGCCGCAUAAUUAUAUUCGACUAAGAUGAUGAAUAAAUAAAAUGCAUAUAGAUAUUUGAAAUGAUAUUCACAUCAUGACCAGAUAAGACAUGACGUGGAUCAUUGCAAUGUCCGAACGUGAGUGUCGGCCCUUUAAUUUACACACACACACACACACACACACACACACACACACACACACACACACACACACACACACACACACAUCCCACCCCAGUUGCAACCCUCAAUAAUUGAGCUCCAGCUAAUAUCUUGUCCUGCGUCUUCCAUAGGUCUGUAGGUAUUUUGUAGCUUAUGGUUAAAUCACAUGAGAAUGCCAAAUUGUUUUCCCUCUGUUGGUGUCUUUCAGUUGAGCUCAAUGUCUUUAUGACGCAAUGAUCCGCAUGAUUAAAGGUUCAAAUAUUUUUGGCCAUUUGGCCAUUUUAGUACCCCCCCCCCCCCCCC
Molecule: messenger RNA, 2897 nt
Organism: Hippocampus comes (tiger tail seahorse)
Lineage: Eukaryota; Metazoa; Chordata; Actinopteri; Syngnathiformes; Syngnathidae
Gene: ube2z
Product: ubiquitin-conjugating enzyme E2Z
Exons: 7
Coding region: 597-1778 (393 amino acids)
Biological process (GO): negative regulation of apoptotic process
Cellular component (GO): nucleus
Molecular function (GO): cysteine-type endopeptidase inhibitor activity
Source: RefSeq, a predicted model, not a curated record